AAGACAAACCCUAUCCUCACUCUGUUUCUUCUUAUACUCUUCCCCGCAUCGUACGCCGCCGACACAGCUUCGAGUCGUGGCAGCCACCGAGGCUCUGAGUCUGACAGCAACGCAUCGCUCUCUGCUCCAUCAAUAAUGGUGAACGUGAUGGAGUGGCCGAAUCAGCGUUGGCAGCCGAACAAACUCACCUACGUCAAAGUCAUGACCGACGAACAACUCGAGACUCUGCGCAAGCAAAUUGCCGUCUACGCAACCAUCUGCGAGAACCUCAUCGAGAUGCACAAAACCAUCUCCGCGCGCCAAGAUCUCGCAGGGAUUAGGAUGGGAAAUGUGUAUUGUGAUCCAUUGUUGGGGUCUAGUGGGCACAAAAUAGCUUCGAGGCAGAGGUGGACACCUACGGCUAUGCAGCUUCAGAUUUUGGAGCGGAUGUUUGAGCAGGGGACUGGAACUCCCAGCAAGGAAAAGAUCAAGGAGAUUGCUGCUGAGCUCAGCCAGCAUGGCCAGAUUUCUGAGACUAAUGUGUACAAUUGGUUUCAAAACAGGCGGGCUCGCUCCAAAAGAAAGCAGCAGAGUGUGGGGCCUAGUGUUAAUGGUGAAUCAGAAGUGGAGACUGAGGUUGAUUCUAAAGAUAAGAAGACAAAGCCGGACGAGUUUCAGUCCCCAUCUAGCGUUUCUGCGGGUCCUGCUGAUAAUUUGGGCUUCCAGAACACUAAUAAUUUGCAGUACAUGAAUCCAGAGUCCAACAACCCGGAUUCUGUGUUCACGUCUGAUGGCAGUUUAACAUCCACGAGAAGUUUUGAUGUGCCUGUUUUUGAUGGGCUGCUAUCAAACUCAAGUAGCGACUAUCUUACUGGAAAAAUAGAAGCACCUGAGAACUACGAGUUAUACCAGUCGGCAGGCGACUACAACAUGGUUGGUGGACAUUCAAUGUAAUUUCUGACGACUGUGAUUAGCUGUAAAGAACCGCUGCUGGUGUGAUUUUGGGCUUGUGUUGACGAAAAACAAAUUAAACCAAUUGAAACAUGAGAGAACUUACAGUUUUAUAGUAUAUAGAUAUAGUGAUAUAAUGGUAGUUGGACAUUUUACUUGAUAAUGGAAUAUAAUUGUGAGUUCAUAUUGAUAUUGUGAAGUUGGCUUUUUCGGUUAACGGUGUACCAUAAGCAUCUUUUACCGUUGGCUUUGGCUUUUGUAUUUGGUUGGAAGAGACAUGGUAAGAAUUUUUUGGCUGUGGCUUUCUUCUAAAAUUUGAGUGGAAAUAGGAUUAGACGAAGUCGUGACCAAAAGCUUGAAGAAUAAAGCUUACAAAAUAAACUCGUGGGUUUGGUUUCA
Molecule: messenger RNA, 1329 nt
Organism: Cajanus cajan (pigeon pea)
Lineage: Eukaryota; Viridiplantae; Streptophyta; Magnoliopsida; Fabales; Fabaceae
Product: WUSCHEL-related homeobox 13
Molecular function (GO): DNA binding; DNA-binding transcription factor activity
Source: RefSeq, a predicted model, not a curated record